Messenger RNA from Caenorhabditis remanei, 630 nucleotides. RefSeq lists its product as uncharacterized. The record is from RefSeq and is a predicted model, not a curated record. Lineage: Eukaryota; Metazoa; Nematoda; Chromadorea; Rhabditida; Rhabditidae. The transcript is spliced from 5 exons. The coding region runs from base 1 to 630 and encodes 209 amino acids.
AUGGCAUCGUUACCGGAAAACAAUGUGAUGAGAUAUUGCUCGUUGGCGUUUACAAUCAUUGGGAUUGCUUUGACAGCGACUUCCUUGUUCACUGAUCAUUGGAUAGAUGUUGAAAUAAUCAACCCAAAAGGACAUGAUAUUUAUCUUCAUCGUGGUCUAAUGCAAUGGGUUUGUAUCAACCAAAAAGACAUCAGCGAUCGCAACUGCAUUGCCAAAUAUCCGCUCUUUCCCGGUUGGUUGAAAUCAGUUUUCACUUGCAUGUGCUUCGGAUUGGGUACACAGAGUCUUCUUUGUAUCUGUGCCUUGCUUUCACUAUUCAUCAAGAGGGGCAGAAUGUACAUUUCGGUCGUCUGCACUGCACUUUCGUUUACUUCAUUCCUUUUGAUCACUAUUGCCAUAGGAAUUUUUAGCGGACAAGCUAAACCGGUCUAUUUUGAGACAUAUAUCUACAAGGGGCUUACUGUUUUCUGUCACCUUGGAUGGUCCUACUGGCUCAGUGUAGGAGUGAUCAUAAUCUCAAUCCUAUGCACGUCUCUCGAAACCGUCCAAAUCUUUCUGAAUAGCAACAUGGGAUACACUUCAUCGACGCUCCCUCCAGAAGCGACAGCCACUUGGAAGUACACGAUGUGA